AAAAGUACAUGAUGAAAGAUUCAGUUUCUAAAUUGGAUUCAGAUUUUGAAAUAGAUUUUAAAGGACUGUAUAAAGUUACGGACUCCAUAUUCAAAACAACCAUCUAAACACCCCGUAGAUCCAAAAUUUAUAGAGGGUUGCAUCUUUAUUAGGAACAUAGGUCAGAUUUUUAUUCUUCCUAUCAUCUUUGUGUUUUCACCAUUAUUUUCUUUUCGUUUAGGGAGUUUAAUUAGAUUUGUUUGCUGGUUUUGAUUCUUCCUUGAUGUACACAUGUUAGGUUCACUAAUGAGUUCAGAAACGAACGGCAGUUCUCCUGAAAGGAAACUGAAGAAACAUCCAUUGGAAUAUGACCCAUCUGCAUCUUCUGAUGUUUUCAUGGCGAAUACACGGCAAAAGGUUUGUGUUAUUCGUGACUUUCCAGAGGGAUGCGGACCAUUCAUCAAGCAAAUUGUUUUGGCCCAUUCAAUGAAGCACAAACCCCCUUCCGCUGUCCGUGAUUUUCCUUGGGGUUGUGGCUCAGAAAAAGAAGAGGAUUAUGCACAGGUAAAACCUUUUGAAGAUGAUGUGGAGUUGCAAUCUCCAGGAGUAUUGGAAAAUUUUUCGGAGACAGAAUUGGACUGCUUCCUAGUGGAGGAAGAAGAUGAUAAAGAUUCAGUGAUGGAACAUUUUGGGAAUGAUUUGGAGUCACCACUUCAUAAAGGGCGGGCAGAUUUUGCUUAUUCAGAAUUGCCCUGUGAUGAAAAUUCUGAUAUUGAUGGAGAGUUGGAAGAUUUUGCUCCGUCAGAAUUGCCGUGUGUAGAUAAUUCGGAGGUGCUCGAAAAUUUUGCUAAAUCAGAGUCACCUGGUUUGAUGAUGGAAGACUUUGAUAAUGUUGGAUUGCAGAAGCCAUCAAAAAAUUUGGAAGAGAAGAGAAUCAAAUAUUAUCCUCCUUGGCAUUUGAGAGGCAUUUCGGCUGUGCGAGACUUUCCUUUGGGUUGUGGAAGAAAGCCUAGGGUGUUCAGGGAUGAUACGGAAAACCAGAGCCAUGAAUUUCAAGUUGAAAUCCAGCCUGAGAUGAUGCCGAAAAUGGACGAUACAAAGGAAAAGAAUGCAACUUCUUGCAACAGUAAAUUCUAUCAACCUGAGGAUGUUGGAGGUGUGCAUGACAACACGAGGACAGAGCUUCAAUUCCAAAGAGAAGAGCCCUUCAGUUCUAAACUUCCUAUGGGCAGGGUGGUUGUGCUGGCUUUGAUGGCUGCACCAAAUUGCCCAUGGAGGAAUGCUAAAAGGGUGGGGAAAUCUACAACAGACAAACGUGGUGCCACUGGGGGCAAAAAGAUUCAUUAACUCAUUUCAAUUUUUUCUUUUCUUUCCUUUAGGAUGUAAGGAGCAAUCAAGAGCUCAUCUUUUAUAUACACAAUACUAUGCUAUGUGGGUGGCCCUAACAUUCUAGGGGAGACAAAGGUUUUACCUGUAAAAUUCGCCUUAUAUGCAACAGCUUUCUCAAGGUAUGCGCCG
Messenger RNA from Vitis vinifera (wine grape), 1497 nucleotides. RefSeq lists its product as uncharacterized. Lineage: Eukaryota; Viridiplantae; Streptophyta; Magnoliopsida; Vitales; Vitaceae. The coding region runs from base 271 to 1326 and encodes 351 amino acids. The record is from RefSeq and is a predicted model, not a curated record. The transcript has 2 exons.